This is a messenger RNA of Hermetia illucens (black soldier fly), 1727 nucleotides long. RefSeq names its product cytochrome c oxidase assembly protein COX15 homolog. Gene Ontology annotation, molecular function: oxidoreductase activity, acting on NAD(P)H, heme protein as acceptor. Gene Ontology annotation, biological process: heme A biosynthetic process. Gene Ontology annotation, cellular component: mitochondrial inner membrane. Bases 252 to 1535 code for a protein of 427 amino acids. The record is from RefSeq and is a predicted model, not a curated record. The transcript is spliced from 4 exons. NCBI's taxonomy places the organism in Eukaryota, Metazoa, Arthropoda, Insecta, Diptera, Stratiomyidae.
CAAUUAUGUUUCAAACGCCAUUCGCGCUUCUAGCACUUGUGGUUGUCACUGUGACGUUCUGAAUGCAAUCAUCAUCGGAACGACCUACUGCGUUUGCAAUAGAUCGGAGAGUUUCCGGGCGGGUAAUUGUUUCGUUUCAUCGACAACAAAUAGCUCUAUAGUACGUGUGUUUAUAUAAAAGUUUGUGUACGUGCUGACAAGCCUCAGUCCCUGAAGCACAAUCAGGUUAUGACAAAAACCCGGCCGGCAAAAUGAACUCGGCACUAAGAUUGGCUCCAGGCUUGAUCUCUUCAACGGCAUACAAUCUUCGUCCUUCCCUACUAUGUAGACACACGAAUUUAUACAGGAACUUGAUGACCAACUCGAUAAAGCAAAGGAAUCUAGUACCGAAGAACAAACUGCAGAAUACUUUCUUGGUCCCUAGAAAGGCCUUGCCCCAAGUGGCCAUUUGUUCAACAAACUCUGGAGCACAGCAGAAAGGGCAAAAACUCGUCGGGACAUGGCUCCUGGGAUGCAGUGGAAUGGUCUUUGUUGCGGUCAUUUUAGGUGGGGUAACACGAUUGACCGAGUCUGGCCUCUCAAUGGUGCAUUGGAAACUGCUGGGUGAAUCAAGACCUAAAACCGAACAGGAAUGGAUAGCCGAAUUCGAGCAUUACAAACAAUUUCCGGAAUUUAAAAUCAAAAACCCAGAUAUGACUUUAAAAGAAUUCAAGUUCAUUUAUUGGAUGGAAUACUCACAUCGGAUGUGGGGACGCGCGAUAGGAGCCUUUUUCGCAUUACCAGCUGUAUAUUUCUGGACCAGAGGAUAUUUUUCGCGUGGAAUGAAAAUACGUACAAUAGCAUUCGCGGCUUUGAUUGGAGCACAAGGUUUAAUGGGCUGGUACAUGGUAAAAUCAGGACUAGAAGAUCGUUUCCAUAAAGAGAGCGACGUCCCACGAGUUUCACAGUAUCGCCUUGCAUCGCAUUUAACAUUUGCAUUUGUUUUGUAUACAUUAUUCCUAUGGUCAGCUUUAGAUCAUUUACUUCCUGCCGAAAAACUGAGAGGUGAAGUUACUAAAAGCGUCAAAAGAUUCCGCUGGUUUGCGCAUUCCACCAAGGGCAUGAUAUUUUUAACAGCAUUGUCCGGAGCAUUUGUGGCCGGUUUAGAUGCCGGACUUGUAUACAAUUCAUUUCCAAAAAUGGCUGAUCGAUGGAUUCCCAGUGAUAUUAUGGCGCUUGAGCCAAAACUUUCUAAUAUAACAGAAAAUCCUACUACAGUUCAGUUUAAUCACAGAAUUUUGGGCGUAACAACACUUUCUCUUAUUUCUGGACUAUGGCUUCUAUCUAGACGUAGAAUUCUACCUCGCAGAGCAUAUUCUGCUGCAAAUGCUGUCGCGAUUAUGGGAUGGACUCAAGUGUUAUUAGGUAUAUCAACUUUAUUGACAUAUGUUCCGGUCUCUUUGGCAGCCGCGCAUCAAUCUGGAUCACUCGUGUUAUUAUCACUUGCCGUUUGGCUUACUCAUGAACUGAAAUUUUGCAAAUACAUACCAAAGUGAUUUAUUAAGUGCAUCUUUUUUAAUGAAUAAUAAUUAUACAGUAGACCUCAUUUAACGUGAUCACUUUGACAAAGUAAAAUUGAUGGCAUAUGAACUUUAUUCUUUAUAAAUUUGCACAUAGAAAUGGCUUUAUAUUACUGCAUUGUAUAUAGUAUAGUUUUUGUAAUAAAGAAAAUAAUUUCAUUGAAUUAA